Phodopus roborovskii (desert hamster) is the source of this 2199-nucleotide messenger RNA. RefSeq names its product vitamin D receptor (gene Vdr). Gene Ontology annotation, cellular component: nucleus. The record is from RefSeq and is a predicted model, not a curated record. Gene Ontology annotation, molecular function: zinc ion binding; vitamin D response element binding; nuclear receptor activity. The transcript has 9 exons. Lineage: Eukaryota; Metazoa; Chordata; Mammalia; Rodentia; Cricetidae. Gene Ontology annotation, biological process: cell differentiation; multicellular organism development; negative regulation of transcription by RNA polymerase II. Bases 133 to 1419 code for a protein of 428 amino acids.
AGAGAGGUCACAAGAACUAGGAAGUUGAGUCCAAGAACAUUUUAGGGAGACCUGAGGCGUCCUGGAGUCAACUCUAAGCCAGACGACAGUUAGAGGCAGCAAGCAAAGCAAGCCCAUGGCCAAGUUUACCUAAUGGAAGAGAAAGGGAUGGAGGCGAUGGCAGCCAGCACUUCCCUGCCUGACCCUGGUGACUUUGACCGGAAUGUGCCUCGGAUUUGUGGAGUAUGUGGAGACCGAGCCACGGGCUUCCACUUCAAUGCUAUGACCUGUGAAGGCUGCAAGGGUUUCUUCAGGCGGAGCAUGAAGCGGAAGGCACUGUUCACUUGUCCCUUCAAUGGAGACUGCCGAAUCACCAAGGACAACCGUCGCCAUUGCCAGGCCUGCCGACUCAAACGCUGUGUGGACAUCGGCAUGAUGAAGGAAUUCAUCCUAACAGAUGAGGAGGUGCAGCGUAAACGGGAGAUGAUCAUGAAGCGAAAGGAGGAAGAGGCCUUGAAGGACAGUCUGAGGCCCAAGCUAUCCGAGGAACAGCAGCGCAUCAUAGCCAUCCUGCUGGACGCCCACCACAAGACCUAUGACCCCACCUAUGCUGACUUUAAGGAUUUCCGGCCUCCAGUUCGUAUGAAUGGGAAUGAAUGGAACUAUCCUGCAAGGCCCACACUCAGCUUCUCUGGGGAUUCCUCCUCCUCCACCUCCGAGCUGUACGCCACCACUCUGGACAUGAUGGAACCAUCCAAUUUUUCCAACCUGGAUUUGAAUGAAGAGGACUCUGAUGACCCUUUGGUGAGCCUGGAUCUGUCUCAGCUCUCCAUGUUGCCCCACCUAGCGGACCUGGUCAGCUACAGCAUCCAAAAGGUCAUCGGCUUUGCCAAGAUGAUACCAGGAUUCAGGGAUCUCACCUCCGACGACCAGAUUGUACUACUCAAGUCAAGCGCCAUUGAGGUUAUCAUGUUGCGCUCCAAUCAGUCUUUCACCAUGGAUGACAUGUCCUGGGACUGUGGCAGCCUGGACUACAAGUAUGAUGUCACUGAUGUCACCAAAGCUGGGCACACCCUGGAGCUGAUCGAGCCCCUCAUAAAGUUCCAGGUGGGACUGAAGAAGCUGAACUUACAUGAGGAGGAACAUGUCCUGCUCAUGGCCAUCUGCAUUGUCUCCCCGGACCGACCUGGGGUACAGGAUGCCAAGCUGGUUGAAGCUAUUCAGGAUCGCCUAUCCAACACACUGCAGACCUAUAUCCGCUGCCGCCACCCACCCCCAGGCAGCCACCAGCUCUAUGCCAAGAUGAUCCAGAAGUUGGCUGACCUGCGAAGCCUCAACGAGGAACAUUCUAAACAGUACCGCUCCCUCUCCUUCCAGCCCGAGAAUAGCACGAAGCUCACACCCCUUGUGCUAGAGGUGUUUGGCAAUGAGAUCUCCUGACCAGGGUGGCCUGCAGUAGUGCCUGGGUGGGGCCGCUCCUCCAGGGCCCUGUACCCAGGCUCUGGGCUGGUUGCAGCCCAGCGAUGCCUCCUGCCCCUUCUGGAGUUCAGUCCUUCCUCUGCCAUCGCCAUGUUCAUCCUUUCUCCUGCCUACCCUGUCUCCCUUUCCUGCAGACCACAGGUUGGCCCUGUCCCUAGAGACUUCAGUUAUUAGAGACUGCUAUUCAUUUGAUAAAGAAACUUAAGUGGGGGUAGAGGCAGAGGCUGCCGGCAGAGCCCUGCCUAAGGAUGUUCCCACUAUAAGGGGUUGCUGCUCGUGUCGAGGGAGGCAGGCAGGAGAAAUGUGCCCAUGCCUCAGGGACAGCUACCUGUAUCUCCCCUGACUCCGGCCCCACUUGCCCAGAGCCUGGUGGGAAAUCCCUUACCCCUGCCAAAAAGGAUAUACAACCUACCUACAAUCCCUGUAUCCCAUCUCAUCCUGCCACCAGUGUGCACUAUCCCAUCCCAGGGCAGUCGCUCACUGCGGGGCCUCCUUCCUCUGCCAUUAUAUUCACAGACUCAUUCACUGCCAAGAUGACCAAAUACAUACCACACUAGCCAAUGAGUACUCACCUAGUUCCCACCUUUGAGGUUUUAUCAUGGGAACUCCCAGGAGCCAGUACCUCUGGUACAGGCCUAAUCCAUUCCCAGAACCACUGACCUAGAAAACACCCGAGGAAAGGCCCCAAGGGUUGUAGCCCAGCCCCGAGUAAUAAAGAACAGAGCCAGCCUCCCAGCAGGA